Dentiscutata heterogama is the source of this 528-nucleotide messenger RNA. Lineage: Eukaryota; Fungi; Glomeromycota; Glomeromycetes; Diversisporales; Gigasporaceae. The record is from the annotation of a GenBank genome assembly.
AUGAGUUUAACAAGGAAAGAAUCAAACGAAAUACUUAUAAACAAGAUAAACGAGUCUCUCAAGAAUAAAUGUUUAAAUGCGGCCGAAUUAGAAAAUAUUAGAGUUCAGUUUGCCCCAAAAUUUAAUAAUAUUAAAUUGAUGCCCGGUGCAAAAGAAGUUGUAGAAAAAAUACGUGAAAUCGGUAUUGCCACGAAUUCUACACGUGAUGAAUUCAAAAAAAAAAUAUCAAAAUUCGAAAAUUUUGUUUCUUUUUUCGAUGAAAUAAUUUAUGGAGAUGAUAUCGAAUUAAUGGAAUGCAGAAAUAAAUAUCAAGCAGUAAUGGACCGAAUGUCUUUGUCACCAAACGAAUGCCUGGUCAUUGAAGAUUCUCCGCGUGGAAUAUACAAAGCCAUUGAACAGAAUUUAGAAGUAAUAUGGAUUCAAGACCAAAGGAUGAAAAAGUAUUUUCAUGAAAAUUACAAAGAUCUUUACGAAAAUGAGAAUGUAUAUAUUUUAAAAUCGUUAAAUGAAGUUUAUGAUAGGUUGUAA